Molecule: messenger RNA, 3582 nt
Organism: Phycomyces blakesleeanus NRRL 1555(-)
Lineage: Eukaryota; Fungi; Mucoromycota; Mucoromycetes; Mucorales; Phycomycetaceae
Exons: 3
Coding region: 1-3582 (1193 amino acids)
Molecular function (GO): catalytic activity
Source: RefSeq, a predicted model, not a curated record
AUGAUUGGUUCCCAAAAACAGGUGAUUAAUUCCACUGGCCGCCCUACUCCCACUGCUCUCAUUUUGUCUGGCCUCAAGGCAGACUUUAAAAAAUUGCACAAUGUUUUGUCCUGUUCACGUUGCCAGACUACAGGCAAAAUUGUUUCCAAUGGGUCUACUUCUCGUACUGGUAGCCCACAGUUUAAAUGCAAAUGUGGUGCAACAUUUACUGCUUCAUCCAUGCAAUCUUUGAUCAAUGCAGUCCAACACAAAAUUCCUGAAGUUCGUUCUGCAAGUGAGCCUGUUGUGUCCCCUUCUGUUUCCAUCUUGGGUCAUAGUAUUUCCAUGGCAGAUAUCCAUGAAAUUGAAUCUGACGUUGCACCUGUUUUUCCAACUGUAAUGCCCACUCUUCAGGAUAUUUGGGACCGUUUCCAGGUUUAUGAUGAACGUCUUUCUGCAUUGGAGGCUGUUCAAAAAGAGAACAUUGAGUUGCGUAAGGCUCUUGCUACUGCAAACACCACUAUUGCACGUUUGACAAAGGAGAAUAUUGAUUUUUCUGUUGGUGCUGCAGCAUCCAAAUAUGCUACUAUUGCUGCCUCUGUUCCAGUUGUUUCUCAGGCUGAUUUUCCAUCACUUCCUGCAUCCCAGACCCAUCAUUCCACUGAACCCACCAAGACUUUCGUUUCUAAAACACCACGUAAAAGGGCUCCAACUGCUAGGGCCAUUGCUGCUGUUGUUCGUGGCAUGACAAUUAAAGAAAAUGCUGAUCAGGGGUUUCAAAUUGUUUAUGUACCUAAUGCUAUCCGUCUCCCCAUUAGUACUCAACGUCAACGUCUUAGGAAAUUAAAGAUAGACAAUGCACGUGUGCUGGAUCUCCACUAUCCUGAUCGUAAGGUGAUGGGAAUGCUUGUACAUAAUGAGUAUGCUCCUGAGCUCAAGACUAUCUUGGCAAGUUAUGGUGUUACUACUUUGGAUAACUUUGAUCCUCUGGACCCUGUUCACCUCCGUGACCCAGCUCUGGCCUCUCUUUCACUUGAUGAUAGGGCAACAAAAGCUAUACAUGUUCACAAUGAUCGUAUGCUACGUGCCAUUGAAUUCAUUAGGGCUCCUGUCAAGUUUGCUGUUGCACGUUCCUUUUGCUCUCAGGGAUGGAUUAGUGAUGACCAACUAGCUGAGAUGACCAUACCUACGAUCCUUUCAUAUGCUCCACUUACUUCCCUUCUUUUUAUCACUGAAACGUGGCUUUUGUCCCCCCAUCGUUAUCCUACUUCUUGGCAGCAGUACCAUACCUAUGGUCAGUCUGUCCCCAAUGCUAGCCGUGGCUGCAUGGGUAUUUCUCUUCUUGUAAAUCCUUCUUUCCCUUACCCCAUUUCUAUUGUUCCUUCUUCUUCUCCUUAUGUUCUUUCUUGUAUUGUAUUUGAUUUUCUUAUUCAUUGCAUUUAUCUUCCCCCUUCUCUUUCUGAUGACGAUGCAAUUUCUAUUCUUUAUGACCUCCCCCUCUCUUCUUCUUCUAUUCCUUCUUCUAACACUAUUUUUUGUGGUGAUUUUAAUUCACGUAUGGGAUCCUUUCUUGGUGACCAUGCUAUCACUUCGCGAGGAACUUCUUUUCUUCAGUGGAUCCAGGCAACUGGUCUCACUUGUUGGAAUGAAUUACUUGCAUUUGGUAUUCCUACCUUUCUUUCUGGUGGCUCUGGUACCUCACGUUCCAGUGUCAUUGAUUUAUUUCUUUCUACAUCCCCCCUUCUCAAUCCUUCUAUGCAAAUUCGUUCUGAUCUUUCUUUAGGCUCUGAUCACAAAAUGGUCAACCUCACUUUCACUCCCUAUGUUUCACCUCCCCCUCCCCCUACUAAUCAUCCGCGCCUACUUUGGAAUCUUUCCAAGCUUGCUCAGCCUGACACUCUCAAGAUCUACAUUGAUACAGCUUCUGGGUCAUUGGACAAUCUGACAGAGCAGUUCAGUGCUUUCCUUUCUUCUUCUUCUCCUCCUCCUGUAGAUUCUCUGUGCUCUGCUUUUGCUCAAGCUAUCUAUGAUGCUCUGGACACUGCUGUUGGUCGUCGUACACCACGUACCAUGCAAAAGUACUGGUUCUGGUCAGUGGACCUUCAAGAAGCAAUGGAUCUGAGAGAACGCAGCUACCAACGCUGGCGUCAUUCUAGUGGUUUGCAGAAGGCUAUAUGCUGGAUGCGCCAUCAGGAUGCAUGUCAUGCUGUUAGGUUAUCAGUCCAGCGUCGUCGACGUGAAACAUGGAAAGAAUUCUGCAACAAAUUGGCAACACAAGACUUUGCAAAGACCACAGCAACAAUGAAACGUAUUAAAAGCCAUCGUCAAACCAGUCCUGUCUUUGUGGAUCCGGGUGGACCUCAAGUAGCUGCUAACAAAAUGGCUGAUCAUCUUCAACAGAUUUUCUCAGGUCAAUUUCUUCCUGCACGCCGCCCUCCAGACCAGACAGUGAUGAUUUCAUCACCAAUUGCAAUUGAUGAAUCGUGUCCUUUUACUCAUCUUUCUGUAGAGAGUGCAAUUCUCAAGCUUCCUACACGCAAGGCUCCUGGUGUUGACCAUCUUCGUGCUGAAAUGCUUCACCCAAUUGUUAAGCAAGUCUCUCCUGUUCUUUGUCUUUUGUUCCAGCUUUGUUGGCAAUGGGCAAAGGGGACUAUUGAUCCAUCUCUUCUCAUCUCUCGUAAUUGUGUCUCUGCUAUCAACAGCAUGCGUGCUCUUCAAUCACUUGGUGUCAAUCACACUGGGUUGUCACGUCUACUCUCAAUUCGUUUGUACCGCCAGUUUAUUCGUCCACAAUUUGAGUAUGGCCUGGCAAUAUCCUGCUUCAACAUCAAACAAGUUGCUGUGCUUGAAAAGGCCCAGAACACAUGCUUACGCAUGAUUUUUGGAGGUCACUCCACAUCUUCUACAUCUGUUUUCCGUCACCUUGGGAAUCUUCCUAGCAUGAGGGAGAGGAUCUUGACUCUUGGUUUCAAGUUUGUAUAUCGUGCUUUCUGGUUGCCUGAUGAGGCUCUGUUUACUCUUCUUCGACCUGUUCUUACAAACCCAGCACACCAAUGGUUUAAGCUUUUAGCUAAUCCCAUUUGGUUGUCUCUCUCCAAUCGUCAGAAUGCUGAUUCUAAAGCUUGCAAGCAUGCCAUUCGUUCAUUUUUGAACCAGGGCCUCUCCUUGCAACGCUCUCAACAAAUACUUCUCUCUGCUUGCCGUCCUUCUCUUGGUGUUGACCCUAUUCUCUGGCUUCCCAUGACUAACUAUGAACGUAGUAGAUUCAUACGUUGGCGUAUGGGGUGGCUUCCUGGACGUCCUCAACCUUGUUCCUGUGGAUUGCAUACCACCAGCCGUCAUCAUGUCAUUGAGUGCACUGGAGCUGCAAUUCGUCUCCAUCUCUAUUCUACAGUACAACCCAAUCCAAUUGAUUAUGUACUCAAUAUGCUGCCUCUGAAGACACCUAAAAACAACAAGAACAAUGCCUUCUGGAUCUUUACUUGGCCAAUUCUUUGUAGAAUAAUGUUGGACAUAGAACAGAUCUGUCUCCCUGGGGUUGAUCUUGCUGAUCAUGCUGCAACAGACAGAGGACAACUCUUCUUGAACUGGCUACCCAAAUGA